Molecule: messenger RNA, 1129 nt
Organism: Dichomitus squalens LYAD-421 SS1
Lineage: Eukaryota; Fungi; Basidiomycota; Agaricomycetes; Polyporales; Polyporaceae
Exons: 7
Source: RefSeq, a predicted model, not a curated record
AUGGCCGAACUUGGCCGCACGCAACAUAUCAAUGCUGUGCAUGUCCAUGCCCCGCACAUUGUUCCACCUCCAAUCCCAUCGCGGUCGCUGUCGCCAUCUCCUGGGCCGCUACCCCCUAGUCCCGGGUCGCCAUCACCUCUGGCGGACAUGUUUGUUGACGAGGAGGAGGCCUUACCACCAAAUGGGUUGAUGACCGAAACCCACCCGCUCCUCACAGGGGACAUAUGCGAUGCUCUUGGCAACCCUUUGUCCGACGGGAGCCCUCCUCCAGCACAUCCGGCUCGUGCGGCCAAUGACUAUACACCCUACGAGUCUCGUGUCCAUUUCGAGAUUGUGGACUUCCUAUUCUGUAAGGCCAAAGUUUCGGGGGGCAACACCGAUGAGCUCAUGCAGCUCUGGGGUACCUUUAGCGAGCGUGCUCCCUUUGCGGAUCAUAAGGAGCUCCAUGAGUCUAUUGAUUCUAUCUCCCUUGCGGACAUCCCCUGGCAGGCGUUUGAGAUGGAGGCUGUCUAUACGGUGUGGUACCGGGACCCUCAUGAUGUCUUGCAUGCCCAGCUUGGGAAUGCGGACUUUGCUGGCGAGAUGGACCAUUCUCCGAAGUGCAUGUACCAUGGGGCCGAGCGAGUCUAUAAGGACUUUAUGAGUGGUGAUUGGGCAUGGCAGCAGGCGGAUACCAUUGCCCAGGAUCCUACCACACAUGGUGCUACUUUCUGCCCCAUUGUGCUUGGUAGUGAUAAGACCACUGUGUCUGUUGCCACUGGCCAGAAUGAGUACUAUCCCUUGUACUUGUCUAAUGGUCUUGUGCACAACACAGUACGGCGUGCACAGCGCAACGCAGUGUCCUUGGUGGCUUUUUUGGCAAUCCCCAAGAGGUCCCUCAAGCCAGGGAUGACUACUCUAGAGGUGGUGCGCUAUGCUGAUGGUCAUUACCGUCGCACAGUCUAUGGUUUGGGGCCCUAUAUUGCAGACUAUCCUGAGCAAGCUCUCUUAGCUUGCAUAGUUCAAGGAUGGUGUCCUAGAUGUGAUGCACAUAGAGAUGACCUUGAUGGAGAGGGUAUCCAGCGUAGUCACUCUGUGACUGAUCCACUGCUGGAUGCCUUAAGCCUAAGGGUUCUCUGGGAUGAAUAUG